AUGGCUUCUUCCUCACUUCCUGGUAACUUCAUCGUCUCUAAAGGAAAGGGAGAUCUCCCCAUGGUCACCCUCCGUCACCCCAAGUACUCCAAGGCAUCAUGUGACGUCUACGUAUACGGUGCUCACGUGGCUAGAUGGACCGACCGAGAAGGCAACUCCAACCUGUAUAUGUCCCCUAUCGCUGACUAUGGUAACGGUAAGGCUAUGAGAGGCGGAGUCCCUGUCUGUUGGCCGCAAUUCGCUGGUAACGGUCCCUUCCAGAAGCACGGCUUCGCGAGGAACACUGAGUGGGAGCUCGACAGCUACAGCACCGAGGAGGAUCCGUGCGUUACAUUCAAGCUGGUUUCGAACGAAUUUACUAAGGAAACGAUGGGAUGCCCAUUCGAAUUCGAGUUGCGGUAUACUGUAACUCUAGGUGGAGACUAUUUGGGGAUGCAUAUGGAAGUGGUGAAUACUGGUGCGGAGGCUAUGCAGUUCACAACAGCUCUUCAUACGUACUUUUCGGUCGGAGAUAUUGCUACGACAACAGUGGCUGGAGUUGGCGAGCAUCAUUACAACGAUACGGCUCAGGGAGGCAAGGACUGUAAGAAAGGCAAUUCAUAUAGUUAUGAUGGGAAUUCGGUGGUUGAGUUUAAUGAGGGUAUUGUGGAUAGAGUGUAUAAGCAAGCAGCUGGCCCCGCUCAUAUACUUUGUGACGGUUUUGAGAUAUUGAUGGUUGAGAAGAGCCCGUCGUUCCCGGACACUGUUGUGUGGAAUAUUGGCAGCGACUCGUUAGGCGAUAUGCCGGCGGGGGACUUCAAGAGAUACAUUUGCGUCGAGUCUGCAGCCGCAGUAGAGCCGGUGAAGGUAGCCCCUGGUGAUUCAUGGGAAGCUGACCAGAAGCUUACCAGAUGCCUUCCUAAUAGUAACGGCAGCGCUUGA
Messenger RNA from Perkinsus marinus ATCC 50983, 921 nucleotides. RefSeq lists its product as hypothetical. NCBI's taxonomy places the organism in Eukaryota, Perkinsozoa, Perkinsida, Perkinsidae. The coding region runs from base 1 to 921 and encodes 306 amino acids. The record is from RefSeq and is a predicted model, not a curated record. Gene Ontology annotation, molecular function: isomerase activity; carbohydrate binding. The transcript has 9 exons. Gene Ontology annotation, biological process: carbohydrate metabolic process.